UGGCAUGAUGUGGCUGGGAUGUGGAUGAUUUUGAGCAAAAUGCGUGCCGAGGUGAUUCUGGUGGUCCGCUUAUGUGUAAUGGUAGUCUAACGGGUAUUGUAUCAUUUUCCUAUGACUGCGCUCUACCCAACUAUGUAGUUUAUUAUACGAAUGUGACUUCGUAUCUUGAUUGGAUUCGUAAGAAUGGAUUAAGUAAAUUAAGGCCUGUAAACUUUAUUUUGCUAAUUGUGUUACAAAUUUUCAUAACGAAAGACAAGUGGAGAGUAAAUAUUACGCAUAUUAAUUGAAAAUUAGCAGUGUUUCUAUUGCAUCAUUCAGGUUAGUGAAACUACAAUACAUAUGGUAUGUACGUAAAAGUACAGGUACAAUGAAGAUGUGCUGAAACCAAUUUGUUUCCGAAACCUGGUAAAGCAGACCAUCUGCUCAAUUCAUUUCGAUCGAUUAGCCUACUGGUUAUUAUUUCGAAAAAAUAUUUUAAAAAAUAUUUGUGUGCAGACUUUCACCUCUGCUGAAGAAAAACAGCUCAACCUACAGAGUAGAACAUUUUAUAAAUAAUGGAAAAUUGUAAAUACUAUGAUGAGGUUUUCCUUGAUGUCUGUCAGACAUUUGACAAGGAUUGGCGCCUUAGCCUAGAAUACAAGUUAAAGGAAAACUGCCUUUGCCUUACUAACUGCUGCUAAAGUCAUGCUCGGACGUUCUUCAAUAUUAUCUACACAGCUGACCUACCAGUGAUGAGCUUUGACUCCAUAAUUUCGACAAUUUAUGCGGAUGAUACGGCAUUGCUGGCGCCUGCAGGAAACUGGAAAUGCAAUUGGCCGCUUUAGAACCACAAGUGGCUCUAUAUGGUCAGUUGCUACCAACAAGCACAAGCGCAAAAUAUCUGCAGCUUACAACUGAUAAGAGGCGUCUCUCCAAUAUGAAAAUCAAAAAAAAACUCAGCUCAGGUUAAGGUUUGCGCAGCUGUACUGGCUCCUAAUGACAAGAUCCCUCCUCAGUCUGACGAACAAGGUACGCAUACAUGGGAUCUACCAACAAGAACGACGUGAUUUGAAAAUGAAAUAAAAGACUCGAGCUUGGUCAAAAUAGGCUCUGUUUUUUUCUUUGCACGCAAUGUGUUCAUGUUUAGACGUCAAACAUGAGGCGGCGCAAUGUAUGGUUGGAAAUAGGGAUACUCCGCGUCGGUUUCAUCAAAUUCCGGGGAAAAAAGUCCACGUCGUAAUAUAACGCUCACUAUUGAUGGUAAGGGCAUUUCCUGCCAAUUGAAUUUCCUGAAACGCACGAGGAUUUGACUCAUCUUAAUACCGACAAUUUUGUUUGUUGACAAUUCUAUUAUGUAAGAUAUGGGACAUGAAGAACUGGUAAACCUUACUGAACACACGGACAACAUUUGACACAAGUCCGUAAACAAACAUGGCCGCCAUGAGCUUUCAAAAUCGUGUCAUACCUUUUGGAAAAAUAAAGUUAUACGCACUAUAGUGGGUGCACAUUUUCAUGUUACAAAUGACGUUCUGCAUCGAGAGCUAAGAAUACCCACUGUAAAAGAAACUAUAGAAGAAUUUAGUAGUCGUUACCUCUCUCGAUUGAAAAGGUAUGCUAAUGUACUUGCGAUCCAACUGGACCUGGAUAAAAAGAUAUCAUCCAUUAGGUAACCCCUUUCCAUUCAAUUGAACUCACCUUCAUUUAAGUCAAAUAUUUUUCAUUAUACUUCCACAUCAUUGUUUUUGUCAGCAAGUUUAGUUAUUGUCAUUUUAAUAAUAAGAAAGAUUCUAAAUACAACUAAAUAUUACACAAAAAAAACCUUUCUAUUUCGAACUUGAGUUUGUUUGAGAUGUUGAGUCUUACAUCAAGCAUGAUUCAAUUAUUAUUACUAUUAUUAUUGAAUCAUGUGUAUAAGAAGUUAAAAAUGUGUUUAAUUGAAAAAAUUUUUGUGUCAAUAAUUUUUAUCAACAUUAUACGAUGGGAAACAUAUCUUUGUGCAAUAAACAAUAGCAAUAUAAUCAUGGAAGAUGCUAAAGAAAAAUAUAAAUUUUUAAUAACUGGCGGUUAUCGUCCAAAAAUAGAUAAUUUGGCAAAACAUGUUGUCUCCAUACGAGGAAAGAAAUAUAAAUGGUUUUUUGGAGAUGAUCACAGUUGUGGUGGCUCCAUAAUCUCACCAAAAGUUAUUCUGACCGCAGCACAUUGUGUCUGUAAGCGCAAAAGCCGGAUACGGGUUAAACCGUCAGAUUUAUUGGUAGUAGCUGGAACCCCGAGGCGUUUGGUACCUACCGAAACAACACAAGUGUUAAAAGUUAAUAAAAUUAUUCGACACGUCUACUACAAGCCGUCAAGUUUUCGAAAUGAUAUUGCUAUUUUACUGUUGGUAAAAAGUAUAUAUGAAGACGGUGUUUCAGCACAGAGAAUUAGUCUGCAAACCAACAUAUUACCUCCCUAUACUAAAUGCACCGUGCUUGGAUGGGGUCGAAUUUUUUUCAUGGGCCCAAUGCCAGAUUUGAUAUUACAUGUCGAUGUCUAUAUUUUGCCAACUGAUUACUGUGAAGCUAGAACUGACAAUUUUGCUUUUGGCAUGAUGUGUGCUGGCGAUGAGGCUGAUCCUGAAAGAGAUUCGUGCAGUGGUGAUUCUGGUGGGCCGCUGAUAUGUAAUGGUAGUGUAACGGGUAUUGUAUCAUUUGGUGUUAAGUGUGGUAUACCCGAACAUGCCGGUUAUUAUACUAAUGUGACUUCGUAUCUUGAUUGGAUUCGUGAGAAUGGAAACAGUAAACUAAGACCUGUAAAUUUUAUUUUGCUAAUUGUGUUACAAAUUUUCAUAAUGAGAGGUAUGUGAAGUACAUAUGUAUGUAUGCAUGUAUGUAUGUACUUAACCCGCAAUUCAUAGAAAAUUAACGCUUGUUGUUAUUGGACCAGUUAAGUGAAACCAAGUUGAAUAAAAAAAGUGUUUCACGUGAUUGAGACAGGAGUGAAGAGUUGACAAUGUCUUAAUGUAGGUGAGCAUUCUAAAGAGGGGUGUUAAAUAAAUCUAGAUCGACUUAGUGUUUUACCGAUUCGGUAUCGGACUAAGUUGUUUCCGUAAGCGGAAUUUGAAUAUCAAAAGUUCUUGAUGCAAUCAAAUCACAGAUUUGUACAUGAUUUUUUAUUUGUUAUUUCAUAGAAAAAAUCAAUUAGAUGACGGCAGUUGCUGCCUUCGUCUAACAGCAAGCUUCAAAGGUUAAUAAUAAAUAAAGUAUAUGGUACAUUUGUAAAAGGUAAGCUGCCAAUUAAACGUUAUUUAAUAUUUACGUACAUGCAUACAAACGUACAUGUGUAUGUAUAUACUUGCUUCCAUAAAUCGAACACUCUCCACUUUAUAUAUUACAACAAAAUAUCGUUUGAGCUCAGUUCACCUAUGACAACGUAACGUUUACAACUACUAAUCAAUAUACUUAAGUAUAUAGUACAUAUAUGCAUAUGUACAUAUAUACCUACAUAUAUACAAUAUCAUAUUCGCAACGACAUUUCAUGGCACUAAAUGAUUUGAGAAUUCGUACCAAGGAUGGCGAAGUUCUCGGUACUCGUGACAUAUUAUUUGAGAAAUCACACGUAGUUCAAGAAGCGAAAAAAGUGACGGAUCAAGAAGGUUGCAUAUCAUUAAAUAAAAUUACAUCAAACAUUUUGCGUCGUAUUAUCAUAUGGGCAGAAAAAUGUGAGGAUGCGUCUUAUGAAUUAGACAAUAACAACAUGGAAAAAUGGAAAGACGAAUUCUUAGAUGUCGACAAUGAAACAUUAUUCCAAAUAAUUAGUGCUGCUGAUGACUUGCAUCAAAAGGAUCUCGUCAAUAGGGCUAUAACUAAAGUAGCUAGAGAAAUCAGUGACAAAUCAGCACCGGAAAUAGCGAAAUAUUUUAAUUUACGUUCAAAAAAUGUACAUUUGUGAGACUUUAUACAUUCGGAAAUGAAAUAAAUAAAAUGUGAUUAGUACUCUUAAAGAUAA
Bactrocera oleae (olive fruit fly) is the source of this 3963-nucleotide messenger RNA. RefSeq names its product anionic trypsin-2. Gene Ontology annotation, molecular function: serine-type endopeptidase activity. Gene Ontology annotation, biological process: proteolysis. NCBI's taxonomy places the organism in Eukaryota, Metazoa, Arthropoda, Insecta, Diptera, Tephritidae. The record is from RefSeq and is a predicted model, not a curated record.